AUGAUAGUUUCCAGUAAGAACAUCUUUGACAAUGCACUUCAAACAGUGCCACUGCCCCCUCACCAGCGGCUGACAAUAAAGGACCUAUUUGUGGAUGGUAAGCCAAAUGCCGAGCUACUGAAGAACCAUUUGAUCAAAGAGGGACGUGUGGAGGAGGACGUUGCGCUGCGCAUCAUAAACGAGGGUGCCAACAUCCUAAGGCAGGAGAAGUGCAUGCUAGAGGUGGAGGCACCAAUCACUGUAUGUGGUGAUGUUCACGGACAGUUCUUCGACCUCAUGAAGCUCUUUGAAGUUGGUGGUUCCCCCGACAACACGCGCUAUCUCUUCCUGGGCGAUUAUGUAGACCGAGGAUACUUCAGUAUUGAGUGUGUGCUGUUCCUGUGGACAUUGAAAAUCAACCAUUCCAACACCCUCUUCCUCCUCAGAGGCAACCAUGAGUGUCGGCACCUCACAGAAUACUUCACCUUCAAACAGGAAUGUAAAAUAAAGUAUUCAGAGAGGGUUUAUGACGCAUGUAUGGAAGCCUUUGACUGCUUGCCUCUUGCAGCUCUUCUAAACCAGCAGUUCCUCUGUGUACACGGUGGCCUCUCACCAGAAAUCAACUGCUUAGAUGACAUUAGGAAAUUAGACCGGUUUAAGGAGCCCCCGGCAUUUGGGCCUAUGUGUGAUUUGAUCUGGGCCGACCCAGGAGAGGACUACGGCAGUGAGAAGACGGCAGAGCACUUUAACCACAACUCAGUCAGAGGCUGCUCCUAUUUCUUCAGUUAUGCAGCAGUUUGUGACUUUCUGACAAACAACAACCUGUUGUCAUUAAUCAGAGCACAUGAAGCACAAGACGCAGGGUACAGGAUGUACAGAAAAAGUCAGACAACAGGCUUCCCUUCAUUAAUUACCAUUUUCUCAGCACCAAAUUACCUAGAUGUCUAUAACAACAAAGCGGCUGUAUUGAAAUAUGAAAACAAUGUCAUGAACAUUAGACAGUUCAACUGCUCUCCUCACCCGUACUGGUUACCCAACUUCAUGGAUGUGUUUACGUGGUCGCUGCCCUUUGUGGGCGAGAAAGUGACUGAGAUGUUGGUGAAUGUCCUAAACAUCUGCUCUGAUGAUGAGCUCAUGUCAGAGGGAGACGACUUGUGUGAAGGUGGAGUUCCAGCUGUCCGUAAGGAGGUGAUCAGAAAUAAGAUCCGUGCCAUUGGGAAAAUGGCCAGAGUCUUUUCUGUUCUCAGGGAAGAGAGUGAGAGUGUACUGACCCUCAAAGGGCUCACCCCAACCGGAACGCUACCUCUAGGAGUGUUGUCUGGAGGCAAGCAGACCUUACAGAAUGCCACCAUAGAAGCAAAGGAGGGUCAAGCCAUCCAAGGCUUCUCUCCUACACGGAAAAUCCGCAACUUCGAAGAAGCUCGUGGCCUGGACCGAAUAAACGAACGGAUGCCUCCUCGCAAGGACGGCCAGCAACCUGACAGUACCACAGUUAACGCUGCCAAUGAGAAAAACGGCACUGACGGGAAUGUGUAAGGGGAGAUUUUGCACUUUUCCUCUCCUUCAUAGCAUUGUCUCUUUCUCUGCCACGUUCUCCACAAGACAGACCCCUCAACUGCCGGAUCCUGCAGAGGAGGGCCUUGGAUGUGGAGAGGAAUCAUUCCACAGACGGGGAGAGAAAUCACUUACAACUAAGUACAAACAUGAGAUUUUAUUUAUUAAAUGAAUUGUAUUAGAUGUACUUGAUAGCAACAUUUUAAAGAUGAGUGAACAUUUGACAGUGUGCAAAAAACAGGUAUACAGUCACAAUGUGUCAACCAUGUUGAAAACUGCAGUUUUGUAACUCGACGAGUAGAGAUGUGGGUUUAAGAUGCUGCACAGAUCAGAAGAUCUAGUUAAUCCCCGUUUUAUAAUAUUGUAUGUCGCAAUGUAUUCAGCAAGGGAUGGUUUGACUGAAUAUACUGAUGUAUGUUAUCAAUAAGCGAUUUUAUUAAGACAAAACAAACCUAAGGGAAAUAAGUUCAACUGUAGGUUCGUUUUUAUAUCUACGAAAGUAAAACUGUUUAAUAUUACUCGGUUUCAAGCAAGAUUCAGACUGAAUGAAAAUAUUAGCUGCUUUGGGUGCCAUGUGUCUAUUUCUACUUGGAAAAACUAGCAUUUUUGUCCAAAUACAGCCAGAUGACACACCACAUGCAAGCAGCCAUAACAUUGAAGUUGUUUGAUUCUAAAAACAAAGCAUGUCUUAUGAAAGCAUCACGUAAUCUUUCUUCUGCAUCUGUACUUGAGGCUAUUUCAGUCUCUUUAGAAAUAUCAUUUGACAGUCUUUCAGGCUCACUUUCCCUCAUUUCUUUCUGCCACACUUCUCUUUUUGCUGUUUCUUAAAAAAGAUGAUAGAUGAGUUAAUAUAUACAGUGAAAUCCGUUAGUAUGCCUAUAAGCUCAUGUACACUUGUAACAGC
Messenger RNA from Sinocyclocheilus grahami, 2437 nucleotides. RefSeq names its product protein phosphatase 3, catalytic subunit, gamma isozyme, a (gene ppp3cca). The transcript has 15 exons. The coding region runs from base 1 to 1515 and encodes 504 amino acids. The record is from RefSeq and is a predicted model, not a curated record. NCBI's taxonomy places the organism in Eukaryota, Metazoa, Chordata, Actinopteri, Cypriniformes, Cyprinidae. Gene Ontology annotation, molecular function: calmodulin-dependent protein phosphatase activity. Gene Ontology annotation, biological process: calcineurin-mediated signaling.